AUGCCACGAUCCCUCAUCGCCCAAGACUUCAACGAUAUCACGCAAACAACAGCAAUCUCUGAAUUACAGAGAUAUCUAUUUCGAAGAUACACUCUGCUCGAUCGUGUACUCCGAGCGCGCAAACUGCAUCAUCGCCAUUUCUUUGCAAUGGACAAUAACUAUGGUCACACGGUAUAUCUGGACCAACUACAGAACAAGAAAUACGAGACGGUGAAGGCUCUCGAGAAGCUUGGCAAACGAGCCGCCGCAGUCGUUCAUGAAGAGCAGCGGUGGCAUCACUGGGUGAGGGAAUGUCAGGAGAAGGAGGAGGAACAGGCGCAGAGCGAAGCAAAGAAGGUGAAGCUGGAGUUUCAGCUCUUUAAAAGAUACGAAAAGGAACUCGAUCGUCGUCAACGGGACAUGCGAUCUAGAGAGAUCAAGAGGCGCGAAGAACAGUACUUGAACCAAGUAUAUGCAGAGCGCGCCCAGACGAUGUCAAGGGAAGAGGAAGAGGAAUGGGAAGAGCAGUGGGACCCCAUUCAAGAUAUUUAUGGCUACGAAAGAGGUCGCUAUGUCGAGCUCAUCAAUAUGUUUCUGAUGAUCAGUGAGCAGGAACAUGAAGACUAUUGCGCAGGUGUGGAGGCAUCUCAGCUUGAUGGCCCUGCCGCACCGACAUCUUCGCACCAAGCCACCGGACAAGCCGCGACGGGCAAGAAGUCCAUCAUAAUGGAGACCAAGGAACAGAUGCGCAGGAGACUUCAGACGCCUGUCAACUUCGAGCGCGCGCCAGGCCAAUAUCUUCCUGAGUUUUUAAGCCCAAGGACGACGACUCCCGUAGUUCCUCACGACGAGAUCGAGACGCUCUUGGAUGAGAUUUGUGAGAUCAAGAACUUUCUCUUCUGUCGACUUCUUUUGGCAUCAAGUGCACUCCUGCCUAUCGCACUCCAGGCCGGCAGCAUAGAGGAACUCCUGCAAAGCGAAGGUGUGACAAGGGAACAUUUACGAGAUGUUUGCCUCAAGCUGGAGCGUCCCAGUCUUGAGAACAUGCGAGACGCGUGUGCGGACUUCAUGCGUGAAAGGGAUGGGGCUGAUGCACCAAAAGACAUUGCCAAAGACCUCGCCCUGAUGGACAUUAUCGACGCCCAACAGCGAAUCCAGAUCAGGGUCUGUGGCCGCCAUAUGUACUACUACCGUAACGAGCGCGCUCUCAACCGCAGCGGCUGGUUUCACUUCUCUAUCAUCGCGAAAGACUCCGAGCUCGCCGAUGCCGUUGCGCUUUGUCGAAACUGGGAAGAGUUCUUCGAGCUCACGAUACUGUCAAUGUAUCGGUUGUUCCCGGCUCCAAAGUGGACGAAGUUUGUGGGCGAUGUGAAUCGUCAAUGCCUCCUGCUUCUCGGUUUCAUACCUUAUUUCCAAGUCGACGGCGCCGAAGCUAAAACGACGCAACAUAGGAUUAGUGGUCGUGCUAGUUCGGGACGGUCGUUCGAUUUUAAGGAAUCACGCAACAUCCUCUGCGGUAUCGUCAAGCGUGACGAUACCCUCAAUCGUCGAUUCCUUGAGUGCCUAGCAAUGGAGUCGGCCGACCUUCGUGUUUUGGUUCAUGAUCCGGUGACUGGCAAAUUCGUAAUCCAACCACCAAAGGAGGAGUUUUGGCUGAGCCGCGAGAAGGCCGGACGUGGCAGGUCUACAAAACAUGAAUACACCGUCACAGUUGAGGUCGAUAACGCCUUUUUCGAACAGGCCACCGCCUGCAGGGCUUGGUCGUUGAACUUCAACGAUUAUUAUAAUGUUUAUAUCUGGGAUGCACCGCCCGGUCGGAGUGCAGAUGAGCUACAGGGCAAAAUACAAGAGGUCCGUAAAGUGUCAAGAUAUCUACUUUGA
This is a messenger RNA of Alternaria metachromatica, 1860 nucleotides long. RefSeq lists its product as uncharacterized. The transcript has 2 exons. The record is from RefSeq and is a predicted model, not a curated record. The coding region runs from base 1 to 1860 and encodes 619 amino acids. NCBI's taxonomy places the organism in Eukaryota, Fungi, Ascomycota, Dothideomycetes, Pleosporales, Pleosporaceae.